GCCCUGGUGCCCCAUGCCCCGCACUGGGCUGGGUGCGGCCCGGAGGCGUUCAGCAACCUGCUCUACCUGCGCAUGAUGCAUCUCGAGGAAAAGGGUUCCUCUGGAGUUGCAUCCCUGCUGCUCCCUGCACCAUCCUCUCCCACCCUCUCAUGCCAGGCUAAGACUGCCCGGCAGAGUUGAGCGCCUAGCUUGUAGGUGAGACCCCGCAAGCCUGAAUGCAAGGCUCAGACAAUGACCAGCCAGUUGGCCUUGAUCUUCUCGCUAACAUCUCCUGUCUAUGGAAUGGAUGACACGGCUCGCCUCGUGCAGGACGACUAUGGUACAGACCUCCAUGAGUUGGUUUCAGAUAGCCCUCCUGGGUUUGGGCCUGCUGCUCAUGCUGCUACUGUACGUAGGACUUCCAGGCCCUCCUGAGCAGACCUCCUGGCCCUGGGGAGACCCCAAUGUCACAACCCUGGCUGGUCUAACCCCUGGCAACUCACCGAUGUUUUACCGCGAGGUGCUCCCCCUCCACCGUACACGCAGGGUGGAAGUUGUGCUGCUCCACGGAAAGGCCUUUAACUCCUACACAUGGGAGCAGCUGGGCACACUGCAGCUGCUGGCGCAGAGGGGCUACCGGGCUGUGGCCCUUGACCUCCCAGGUUUUGGGAACUCAGCUCCAUCAAAGGAAGCAAGCACAGAGGCAGGAAGGGUGGAGCUCCUGGAAAAAGUGUUACGGGACCUGGAGGUACAGAAUGCUGUGCUGGUGAGCCCCUCGCUGAGUGGCCACUAUGCCCUGCCUUUCCUGAUUCGAGGCCACCACCAGUUGCAUGGAUUCGUGCCCAUUGCACCUGUCUACACCCAGAACUACAGCCAGGAACAAUUCUGGGCCAUUAAGACCCCGACUCUCAUCCUGUAUGGCGAACUGGACCGCAUUCCAGCUAUGCAGUCCUUGCGGUAUCUCCGGCACCUGCCCAACCACUCUGUGGUGAAGCUGCGCGAUGCGGGUCACGCCUGCUACCUCCACAAGCCGCAUGACUUCCAUCUUGUCCUCCUUACCUUCCUUGACCACCUGCCUUGAGCUCACCCACUGCCCAGGUCCCAGUCCUGGCCUGAGUUUGGAGGGUCUCAACCAGUCUUCCCCAGAUCCCCACGCCAGGGAGGCAGCCCCUGGGAUUGGAAGGCAGAGACGAGAGAGCCAGGCCUUCUCAUUUCAUCUCACAGGCAAAAUAAAAAGCAUUUUUGUCAUGCCUGGGUGGUGACGGGUCCUGUUUCCUGGUGGUGUUGCAGGUGGGUGAAGGAGUGGGAGGCAAGUCUGUGACUACUGCGAGGCUGCGAGCUGGAAGAAAUGCUCCAGUGGCCUGGAAAGACUAAGAACACGGGCUACUUCCUAACCAGCUGCCCUCACAACUCUGUGCCUCAGUUUUCUCAUCUAUAAAAUGAAUGUGAU
Talpa occidentalis (Iberian mole) is the source of this 1429-nucleotide messenger RNA. It is a transcript of the gene ABHD14A, whose product is annotated as abhydrolase domain containing 14A. Gene Ontology annotation, cellular component: cytoplasm. Lineage: Eukaryota; Metazoa; Chordata; Mammalia; Eulipotyphla; Talpidae. The record is from RefSeq and is a predicted model, not a curated record. The coding region runs from base 278 to 1060 and encodes 260 amino acids. The transcript is spliced from 5 exons.